CCGUCCCACCAAUAGGGAGAGCGCAGACGGGGCGAAAGGCGGCCACUUCCUGGAGACCACAGGUGUGAGAGCCCUCGCUGUGCCCCAAGCCGGACGGUCCGGGCUUCUGAAGCUGGCAGAGAAAUCCUUUCAUUCCCUAGAGUUUAGGGGAUCUGGCUUUUCGGGGGUUAAGAGGAAAUUGAGUUGGACUGCUGCUGACCCCUCAUUGUGGUAGGAUGAAUGUGGGGGUGGCACACGGCGAAGUAAACCCCAACACUCGAGUGAUGAAUAGCCGGGGCAUCUGGCUGGCCUACAUCAUCUUGGUAGGACUGCUGCAUGUGGUUCUACUCAGCAUCCCUUUCUUCAGCAUUCCUGUUGUCUGGACCCUGACCAACGUCAUCCAUAACUUGGCAAUGUAUAUCUUCCUACAUACAGUGAAAGGAACACCCUUUGAGACCCCUGACCAAGGAAAGGCUCGGCUUUUGACACAUUGGGAGCAGAUGGACUAUGGACUACAAUUUACCUCCUCCCGAAAGUUCCUUAGCAUCUCUCCUAUUGUACUCUACCUGCUGGCCAGCUUCUAUACCAAGUACGACGCUGCGCAUUUCAUCAUCAACACUGCCUCACUGCUCAGUGUACUGCUGCCUAAGCUGCCCCAAUUUCAUGGGGUCCGUCUCUUUGGAAUCAACAAAUACUGAUAAGUGGGUUGAGAGUUCUAUAGGCACUGAGGGAAGGCACUGGAACAAAGAGACAAUGGUUUUCCCUUGUCCAUACUAUCUUCUGUAUCUUGGAAGCCUGAGAUAUAGGACAAACCUGUCUAAACUCCAAGAAGGAAGAAGUUGUAACAUGGGGUUCCUGGGCCCAGCCCUAAUAGGGUCAAGAUUCUCUGAAUCAGGAAAGAGAUGAGGUUAAGGGCCACACCACUCUCCUCUGUACAGCAAGAAGCUAUCCACACUCGGGCAGUUUAUCUGGAGAUUAUGUUUUCCAAACGUACCACCUUCAAGUUCUGUUUUGCUGUAUAUUUUCCUUAAAAUAAAGUCUUUUCAGUUAUGACUGAAAUUUGAUAAGCAA
Mesocricetus auratus (golden hamster) is the source of this 1050-nucleotide messenger RNA. RefSeq names its product ORMDL sphingolipid biosynthesis regulator 2 (gene Ormdl2). Gene Ontology annotation, cellular component: endoplasmic reticulum membrane. NCBI's taxonomy places the organism in Eukaryota, Metazoa, Chordata, Mammalia, Rodentia, Cricetidae. The record is from RefSeq and is a predicted model, not a curated record. The transcript has 4 exons. Bases 216 to 677 code for a protein of 153 amino acids. Gene Ontology annotation, biological process: negative regulation of ceramide biosynthetic process; intracellular sphingolipid homeostasis; ceramide metabolic process.